Molecule: messenger RNA, 1944 nt
Organism: Penaeus indicus
Lineage: Eukaryota; Metazoa; Arthropoda; Malacostraca; Decapoda; Penaeidae
Product: solute carrier family 49 member 4 homolog
Exons: 11
Coding region: 155-1606 (483 amino acids)
Biological process (GO): transmembrane transport
Cellular component (GO): membrane; intracellular membrane-bounded organelle
Molecular function (GO): transmembrane transporter activity
Source: RefSeq, a predicted model, not a curated record
UGAUGAGUGGCAACAUUUUUCUGCAUGGCUGCACUUCAGUCGUGAUUGCGUGAGUGAUCAUACGUACUGUUUUUUUCGGUGCUGAGUGCCUAAGAUUUACAUAUUGCAGAUAUUAGCCUCUACGACCAAGUCCUUCGAAUUCCUCUCUAAGACAAUGGAAAAUUCAGAGCGGAGUCCUCUGUAUAAUGGCAACCACUUCAAUCCAUACAUGACUUUGACAAAAGAAGCUUCUAACAGCUACUAUAAUGGUCAUGACUGCGUAGUUGAAACCAAGUCGGGCCGAGAGAUCGAGGGUGCGGAGGUUACCACGAAAACUUACUUUACCCGCUUCUGGAUUCUGUUUAUUUUCUCCUUCCUUGCGUGGUUUCAGUGUGCCCAGUGGAACACGUGGGGCCCCAUCAGCGAGAGUGUGAACGUCGCCUUUCCGGGUUGGGGAGCUGAGACUGUAGCCAUGAUGGGCAACUGGGGGACCAUUAUGUUCGUGGUGGGCAUUGUGCCCAUGUGCUGGCUGAUGGAGGCCAAGGGACUCCGUGCAGGCGUGCUUGCAUGUGCUGGCUUGGUUGCAGCGGGGACCGUGAUGAGGAUAAUCCCCUUUGCUACGAGUUCUGACGUGUUCUUCACCGUGAUGUCCCACUUGUGUGCUAUUUGCGUGGGUCUGGCAGCAACCCUUGUCAUGGCUGCUCCCCCUACCAUAGCCGCUGUGUGGUUUCCGCCCGAGGAAAGGACGACUGCUACAGCUGUUUCGCAGGUGAUGAACCAGCUGGGCAACGUCGGGAGUUACAUGGAGCCGCUGCUGGUGAGGGCGCCGCGGAACGGGACGACGGCGGAGGAAAUUCGGAGUGAUAUAAAACUGCUGCUUUACAUUGAUGCUGCAAUUGGUGUCGCGUUGCUGGCGGCCAUCCUGGUGUAUUUCCCGACGAAGCCUCCGCUGCCGCCGUCCGUCACAUCGUCUGUUAAAAGAUACGAUUUUAAGACUAGCUUGAAAGAGGUGUUCAGAAAUCGAGAUCUACUUCUGGUGACAAUCUCCUUUGGGAUAACAGUUGGUAUUCCCUUGACCUGGUUGAGUGUCCUAAACUUUUCCCUUCUUGAACUUGGGAUCGAUCAGGAUGACGCCAUGUGGAUCGGCAUCCUGGCUGUCGUGUUGUCAGGAGCCUCCGGAUUGUUGGCAGGGCGCGUGACCGAUGUUGUCUACGGCUACGUGAAGGUGUCACUGAUCCUGCUGAUGGAAGCGACCCUGGCUUGUUUCUUCUGGUUCUUCCUCUUGGCUUGGGGCGCCGUUGAGGUCACGAGGUGGCAGGUAUAUUUUAGCGUGAUCGGGAGCCUGGCGUUAAAUUUCGCCACCGCCCCACUUUUCAUGGAGCUGGCUGUCGAGGCGUCCUACCCAUGCCCCGAGGUUGUAGUGGGCGGGAUGCUAACAGGGGCGGAUAAUUUCGUGGGUUUGCUGUUCCUCCUGAUCUUCUUCAUUCCUAAUAUAGGAUACGCGUGGGUGACGUAUUCACUGCUUGCAACAGGUGCCUUUGCAAUCAUUCCUCUGCUGCUUGUGCGGGAGAAUUAUGCCAGAUCCAACAUCGACAGGGCCGAUGGUCAUGAAACUUCCACAAAAUAAUUACAGGAGUGGUCAAGGAUGGAUAAAUAAACGGGAGCGAAUAGAUUGCUGGUAUUACUCUCCCACCUAAGAAUAUUUGUUAUUAUAGUCUCCCCUGAGAGGUUCCUUCGUGUAUAAAAUGGAAAAUUUCAUGUGCCCCUUCAUUUUGGGUUCGUGAAGUUUCCUGUGCUGUGUGUAAGUGUAUAAAUGCAAUGAAUAAAUAUAUGGUUUCUGUGUAGAUAACAUUGGAUUCAUGAAAUGCUUGUAUUUCGACUAUCAGAGUAGAUAUUGUUAAUAAUCAGUUAUUAAUAUUUAUUUUGCAUUUGUGUAUUUUUAACAAUAAAAACAUCUUAUAUACC